Messenger RNA from Oldenlandia corymbosa var. corymbosa, 3063 nucleotides. The record is from the annotation of a GenBank genome assembly. NCBI's taxonomy places the organism in Eukaryota, Viridiplantae, Streptophyta, Magnoliopsida, Gentianales, Rubiaceae.
AUGUGUUUUGGUGUUAGUGGAAUUAUGGAAAUUUUGAUUCUCUACUCAAUGAUUUUGUUGCUGGGCGGUAAUUCUGCUUCAGCUCAUAUUGGGAUACAGCCAUUAUCCAAGAUUGCUAUUCAUAAAGCCACUGUUGCUCUCACUAAUUCAGCAUCCAUUAAAGCUUCACCCUUCGUUCUUGGGUUGGAGGGUCAGGACGUGGAAUGGGUGACUGUUGAUCUCGACAAUUAUGAACCCUCCAAUGAUGAUUGGAUUGGAGUGUUUUCUCCAGCGAAAUUCAAUGAAUCAAAUUGUCACGAUCCAAGUAACCCAAAAGAACAAGAACCAUUUAUAUGCACCGCACCAAUAAAGUAUCAAUAUGCAAACUUCUCGAGUUCAAACUAUACAAAGACCGGCAAAACUUCGAUCAGGUUCCAGUUAAUCAAUCAGCGAGCAGAUUUCUCCUUUGCAUUGUUUGCCGGCGGUUUGUCAAAUCCGAAGCUAAUAGCCAUUUCAAAUCACAUUACUUUUGCAAAUCCUAAAGCUCCUGUCUACCCCCGCCUUGCUCAGGGAAAGUCUUGGAAUGAAAUGACAGUCACUUGGACAAGUGGCUAUGAUAUAGAUGAAGCCGUUCCAUUUGUUAAGUGGGGAAUGAUGGGUCAUGAGAGGAAGCUUUCACCCGCAGGGACGCUUACAUUCCAACGGAAUAGCAUGUGCGGUUCACCAGCAAGAACAGUUGGUUGGCGUCAUCCUGGUUAUAUUCACACAAGUUUCUUAAAGGAUCUUUGGCCUAACACCAGGUAUUCUUAUAAGAUGGGACACAUGCUAUCCAAUGGAUCAUACGUUUGGAGCAGGAAAUACUCAUUUAAAUCAUCCCCUUAUCCAGGGCAGGACUCAUUGCAGCGUGUCAUAAUAUUUGGAGAUAUGGGGAAGGGGGAGCGGGAUGGCUCAAAUGAGUACAAUAAUUAUCAGCCAGGUGCACUUUACACGACUGACCAGCUGAUUAAGGAUCUCGACAACAUCGACAUAGUUUUCCAUAUUGGAGACAUCACAUAUGCAAAUGGAUAUAUAUCACAAUGGGACCAAUUCACCUCACAGGUUGAGCCCAUUGCGUCGACUGUGCCAUAUAUGGUUGCGAGUGGCAAUCACGAGCGCGAUUGGCCUGAUUCAGGAUCAUUCUAUGGUGGCACAGAUUCUGGAGGGGAAUGUGGUGUUCCUAACCAGAAUAUAUUCUUUGUUCCAGCUGACAAUAGAGAAAAGUUUUGGUACUCAACAGAUUAUGGAAUGUUCCAUUUUUGCAUAGCAGAUACCGAACAUGAUUGGAGAGAGGGUACCGAACAGUAUAGGUUCAUUGAGAAAUGUCUGGCAUCUGUGGACAGGCAAAAGCAACCUUGGCUCAUUUUCGCGGCCCAUCGAGUCCUUGGCUAUUCUUCGGAUAAAUAUUAUGGUUUGGCAGGCUCGUUUGAAGAGCCAAUGGGAAGGGAAAGCUUGCAGAAGCUUUGGCAGAAGUACCGGGUGGAUAUUGCAUUCUUUGGUCAUGUCCACAAUUAUGAAAGAACUUGUCCUAUUUACCAGAAUCAUUGUGUGAACUCAGAAAGAUCACAUUACUCCGGGGUGAUGAAUGGGACGAUCCACGUAGUCGCAGGAGGAGCUGGUGCCCAUUUAUCCGAGUUCAGCCCUGUUAACACCAGCUGGAGUUUAUACAAGGAUUAUGACUGGGGUUUUGUUAAACUCACUGCGUUCAACCACUCGUCUCUGCUGUUUGAGUACAAGAAAAGUAGGGAUGGUUACUUGGGAACAUUCCGCAAUAAAAGCCCAAGGUUCAGUUUCUUUCUUUUUCUUUUUCUUUUAAUUUCUGCCAAUCGCUGAUUGGAAUUUUUCCUAAGAUGAUACUUGAUUGGAAUUCCUCCGUCAAAGAAUAUGUUAUCCCGUUAACAUUUUUACCUUUGUUAUUUAACACGACUUCGCCCCGUCAACAACUUUUCUACAUUGGUUCGAGUUAUCACCGGGUAGAAGAGAACCAAAAUACAGAACUGGGGACUUAUUUGUAGCGGUCUUCCAAAAUCAAUCGAGAAACUAUCCACCAAAAUCCAAGUUGCUUACGAAUAUAUGAAAAUCCCUAUACAAGAAGUGUCAUCAGUCCGCAAAUUCAAGAAGCUUGGCUUCGGUUGAUAGAGUCGGCAAGGCAACAACAAAACAACAAGAGCAGUAGAAGUUGGAAGUCGACGAUGACAAAGGGGCAGCAAGAACCGAAGCAGCAGCGGUAGCCGCAAAUUCAAGAAAGAAGCAGUAGUGGCAAACAAUAAGCAGCUACGAACAGCAAACAACAACAAUCAAUAACAAAUAGCAGCAAAGGCAACAAGCAACAGCAGCCGCGACGAGAAAGAAAAGCAGCAACAGGGGAGAGAGUGGACGGAGCAGCGGCAGCGGCGAAUCGGCUGAGAAGAAGAAGUUGCAUACGUACCCAUUCGAGACAACAACACACUUGAUCACAAGAGACGGAAGUAGAGAGAAGAUCAGAGGGAAGUACAACAGCGGCAACAGGAGGAACAACCGGAUGGCAAAGAAAAAGAAACCCAGCCAAGGCUUCAGCCGACGAAUAACAGCAGCGGCGGUGAUGAAAAAUGUUAGCAGCGUAUAACAGAAAUAAAGCAAGAAGUGGAUGUGAUGACGACGCUAGUGAUGUUGUGCGCCAAGGAAGAAGAAGAAGCAGCGGCGUCCGUGGAAUUGAAGACAGAGAAGCAGCAACGACAAGAAAACAAUGACAAGAAAAGAAGGUGACCGUGAUAUUCAAGAAGAAAAUCCUAAAAAUUUGACGGCCCUGGAAAAAAGAGGCUCGAUACCACGAAAGUGUGAAAACCCUUGACAAGUAUUGUAUUAAUAUUACGGAUAUAUAUAUAUAAUAUAAUGAUAUAUAUACAAUUACAAUAAUGCACUAACCAUGUUGCUAUCCUAAGUUGAUUUCCUCAUUGGCCCUUGGCCAAAUCAAAAUUAAACUGCUGCUAUCCCAAUUCGAUUUCCUCAUCGGCCUUUGUAAACUCAAGCAGGUUGUGUUGGCAACUUUUGUGAUUAAAAAGAAAAUGC